AUGUUACGUGAGACAGCGGCUUUUCUGUUGACGGUGAGCCUCGCGUACUGUGCCUUCUACGACACGUACUCAGGAGAGCUCAUAAGCGAUCGGAGAGCGGCCGCGUUGGGCGAACGAGGAUUAGUGCCAUGGUGUGCUAUUGAAGUGGACGCUUGUAAUCCACACGAAGGACGGCGGACGGAUGCUUCCUGCAACAAUUUGAGGCGGCCUUCGAGGGGAGCGUCGCUGACUCCCUACUACAGGAUGCUGCCCGCACAAUACGGUGCUGAGGGUAGACCAAGGGUGGCCAAGUCAGGUCGGCCCCUCCCCGACGUCAGGACUCUCAGGGUUUCCAUAAUGUCUGACGGUAGAGUCGCACAUCCUCAUUUGACGCAAAUGGUGACCAACUACAACGUUUUCAUCGCCGGAGACGUGACUUCAGUUCACGACACAGUGAACUAUGUGGCUGUCACGACAGCUUGCUGCUCACCAGGUGGAGAGGCAGACCCGAGAUGCCUACCGAUCAGAGUGCCCGAUGAUGAUGUGCAUCUUCGUAGAAGCAACGUGAGAUGUCUGAAUUUGACACGUGCCAUCACGUAUCAGCGUCUGGGCUGUGUAUCCAAUAAUGUGCCUGGAGAACGGAUCAACACAGCAACGCCCAUGCUCGAUCUCUCGAUCGUGUACGGCAACAACGCUAUGGCUGCAGCCCGAGGAAGGCAGUACGAGGGUGGUAGACUCCGUGCUGACAUAUUGAAAGGCAAGGACUGGCCACCUUCAGGGUCGGCAUUCUGCAUCAACAACGAAGCCAAUGAGACAAGAUGCCACGACGCUCCGACGAACGGCGCCAAUUCGCUUUUGGGCAUCAACAUGUUGUUCCUCUGGCUGUACCGGAACCACAAUUCUAUAGCCAGACGGCUUCAGACCCUGAACCGAUGCUGGGACGACGAUAGAAUCUUCUUCACCGCUAAAGAAAUCAACAUAGCCAUGUAUUUGCAAAUCCUGUACUAUGAACUCAUGCCUGUAGUUUUAGGAAAAGAAUUUCUACUGAACAACAAAGUUAUCUUUGACGUUUUGGGUCACGUCAAUGACUAUGACGAUCGUCUAAUGCCCACUGUCAGUCUGGAGUACAUUAUUGGAACUAGAUGGUUCCACACUAUACAGGAAGGGAGGCUGAGAUUGUACACAAAAGAAGGGAAGAUAUACGAUGAACAGCCAAUAGUCGAUUUGACUCUUCGGACUGGUGCAUUACCCAUUAAUAAUACCUUGGAGGGCGUAACCCAGGGGGCCUUCAGACAGCCGUGUGCCGACACCGAUAAUCUGGUAGAUCCUGAUAUUGGAGAAAGGAUAUUAGGAAGGUUGCAGUUUGCGUCAGACGUGGUGUCCAGUGACAUCAUGAAAGGCAGAGACCUAGGUUUACCGCCCUACAACGAUUAUCGUCGGCUGUGCGGUCUGCCAGUCGCGAAGAAGUUUAAAGAUUUGCUACGUUGGAUGAGAAGUGAGCAAGUUGAAGCGAUGUCGCUUCAGUAUGAGAGCACAGAGGACAUUGACCUAAUGGCUGGUAUAAUAGCGGAGUGGCCAGCUAAAGACGCGGUAGUUGGACCGACGCUGCGCUGUAUCAUGGCAACACAGAUGAAAAGAUGGCGGCGCGCCGACAGGUUCUGGUAUGAGAACGACAUACAUCCGGGUGCUUUAACCCAAGAUCAAUUGGUGGAAAUAAGGAAAAUAUCUAUGGCCAAAAUUAUGUGCGACCACGGGGAUCAAGUUGAAGAUAUACAACCGAAUGUGUUCAUCUUACCUGGAUACGGGAAUGAAUUAACGAAAUGCUCAUCGCUGCCGACUCUCGACUGGCAGCUCUGGAAGGAUCAAUCGUGCGAUAAAACAUACAAGAAACAGGACUCGGAUUUAGACGAAUACGGAAACGUAUACAUUUACUGACGUCAUUGAAUCAACAGAAUAUACUUUCAAUUCAAAUCUUCGUUAGCUGGCCACUAAUCAAACUUAUUUGCAGUGAAUUCCCCGAAAUUUUGCACUAGAACGAUAAUUAAUUCAAUUUCAUUCAAUAAAAUAAACGUUUUCAAAU
Messenger RNA from Bombyx mandarina (wild silkworm), 2059 nucleotides. RefSeq names its product immunomodulatory peroxidase. Lineage: Eukaryota; Metazoa; Arthropoda; Insecta; Lepidoptera; Bombycidae. The record is from RefSeq and is a predicted model, not a curated record. Gene Ontology annotation, biological process: response to oxidative stress. Gene Ontology annotation, molecular function: peroxidase activity; heme binding.